GCAGAAGAAGGAAAGUCCCUCUGGGAGUUGGUGCUGGAGCAGUUUGAAGAUCUCCUCGUCCGCAUCCUUUUGAUGGCAGCUUUUCUGUCCUUCAUCCUGGCCUGGUUUGAAGAAGGAGAAGAGACCACGACAGCAUUUGUAGAGCCUGUUGUCAUUAUUAUGAUCCUGAUCGCCAACGCCGUGGUGGGUGUGUGGCAGGAGAGAAACGCCGAGAGUGCCAUCGAAGCCUUGAAAGAGUAUGAGCCUGAGAUGGGGAAGGUGAUCCGUGCUGACCGCAGCGGGGUACAGCGGAUCCGCGCCCGGGACAUUGUCCCUGGGGACAUCGUGGAGGUGGCAGUUGGUGACAAGGUGCCGGCGGACAUCCGGAUAAUCGAAAUCCGGUCCACCACCCUGCGGGUUGACCAGUCCAUCCUCACAGGGGAGUCUGUGUCAGUGAUCAAACAUGCUGAUCCCAUCCCCGACCCCCGGGCUGUCAACCAGGACAAGAAGAACAUGCUUUUCUCCGGCACCAACAUCGCCGCUGGGAAGGCUGUAGGGGUCGUCAUUGCAACAGGAGUGUACACCGAGAUCGGGAAGAUCCGAAACCAGAUGGUGGAGACCGAGCCUGAGAAGACCCCCUUGCAGCAGAAGCUGGAUGAGUUCAGCCAGCAGCUCUCCAAAGUGAUCUUCCUGGUGUGCAUCGCUGUCUGGGUCAUCAACGUCAGCCACUUCAGCGACCCGGUCCACGGUGGCUCCUGGUUUCGGGGGGCCAUCUACUACUUCAAGAUCUCGGUGGCGCUGGCGGUGGCUGCCAUCCCCGAGGGCCUUCCGGCUGUCAUCACCACCUGCCUGGCGCUGGGCACGCGGCGCAUGGCCAAGAAGAAUGCCAUUGUCCGGAGCCUGCCCUCGGUGGAGACCCUGGGCUGCACGUCCGUCAUCUGCUCCGACAAGACCGGCACCCUCACCACCAACCAGAUGUCCGUCUGCCGGAUGUUCAUUAUGGAGAAGGUGGAGGGCACCCAGUGCAGCCUGCAUGAGUUCAGCAUCACCGGCUCCACCUAUGCCCCCGAGGGACAGAUCCUGAAGGACGAGCAGCCGGUGCAGUGCGGGCAGUACGACGGGCUGGUGGAGCUGGCCACCAUCUGCGCCCUCUGCAACGACUCUUCCUUGGACUACAAUGAGUCAAAAAAAGUCUACGAGAAGGUGGGGGAAGCCACUGAAACAGCCCUGACGUGCCUGGUGGAGAAGAUGAACGUCUUCAACACUGACAUCAGCAAACUCUCCAAGGUGGAGCGAGCCAACGCCUGCAAUUCGGUGAUCAAGCAGCUGAUGAAGAAGGAAUGCACCCUGGAGUUCUCCCGUGACCGCAAGUCCAUGUCCGUGUACUGCACACCCACCGGCCCCGGCCACAACUCCACCGGCAGCAAGAUGUUUGUCAAGGGCGCCCCGGAGAGUGUGAUCGAGCGCUGCACCCACGUCCGUGUGGGCACCACCAAGGUCCCGCUGACCGCCCCGGUGCGGGAGAAGAUCCUGGGCAGGAUCCGGGACUGGGGCAUGGGCAUCGACACGCUGCGCUGCCUGGCCCUGGCCACGCACGACUCGCCUGUCCGCAGGGAGACCAUGCAGCUGCACGACUCUGCUGCCUUCGUCCACUACGAGAACAACCUGACCUUUGUGGGCUGCGUGGGGAUGCUGGACCCUCCCCGCAAGGAGGUCACCUCCUCCAUCGAGAUGUGCCGCAAGGCCGGCAUCCGCGUCAUCAUGAUCACUGGUGACAACAAGGGCACGGCGGUGGCCAUCUGCCGCAGGAUCAGCAUCUUCUCAGAGACUGAGGACGUGGCUGGCAAAGCCUACACGGGCCGGGAGUUUGAUGAGCUG
Molecule: messenger RNA, 1857 nt
Organism: Nestor notabilis (Kea)
Lineage: Eukaryota; Metazoa; Chordata; Aves; Psittaciformes; Psittacidae
Product: sarcoplasmic/endoplasmic reticulum calcium ATPase 3
Exons: 13
Biological process (GO): intracellular calcium ion homeostasis; calcium ion transmembrane transport
Cellular component (GO): membrane
Molecular function (GO): P-type calcium transporter activity; ATP binding; ATP hydrolysis activity
Source: RefSeq, a predicted model, not a curated record